This is a messenger RNA of Linum trigynum, 3597 nucleotides long. NCBI's taxonomy places the organism in Eukaryota, Viridiplantae, Streptophyta, Magnoliopsida, Malpighiales, Linaceae. The record is from the annotation of a GenBank genome assembly.
UCUAUCCGCGUAGGUACAUAAAGCUAUGGCACUGAUUUGCAUCUUAUCCUGAUAAUAUAAAUCAUUUAUUGAUGUUUUAUUAGUGUUUAUUGCAAUAUGAUUUUAUGAGAAUUUUCAGAAAACUUAUGAAUGUGGUGAAUUUGCAUGGAUUGUUGGUGGUUAUACGUCCGUGAUCAGACGAGAGUACUACCUGUGCACUUGCAUAUACCCGUUGAACUUGAGGGUGGGAUGGUUUUUCUCAGCUUCCAAAUUUUGAUUAGUUCUUUACCUGUUUUUUUAUAGGUCGUCUGCUAAAAUUAGGUUUGGGCGUGUUGAGAAACCCGACUCAUUAUCGUCCCUACUCGUCCUCUCAAAUGUAAAAUUGCAGGAGAGAGCUCGUCUGGUAAAAAUUCAAAGUUGAGAGACUUAAUUUGUUAGACUAUACAAAAUAACAGUAGUUGAAUGAUAAAUUACCAAAUGAUGAUUAAAAAAAAGGUAUAUAUAUUAUAAUUAUGAGGACCAUGACAGACGACAAACGUUAUGAAACAUGAUUGAAGAAUCAUGACAGUAAACGGGACGGGGCGCGUGCAACUGAGCCAGCGGUGGGGACGCGCGUGGCGGUUGGGGGGGUGGGGGGAAUAAAGUCAAAAACGGGACGGCGUAAUGGCAAAACCCCGAUCAUAACGGAACCUUCCCCCCCUUUAUUUCUCUCUCUUUCCCCAGACGUAAUUUUUUUUUUUGUUCUGCUCGAAAACGAACUUCCGUUUUCUGUCCCCUUCCUUCUUCUCCAUUCUUUUCCUUCCUCUCGGUUUCCAAUACCAAUAAAGAGGAAACAGAGCAGAGUUGCAGAGAGAGACUCUCAUCGCCGCCGCCAUGCAACCGCCCCGGCGAGAAAGAAACCCACAAUAACCAGCUUUUUGCUCGCCGAGAAUCUUUGAACCCCAAAAAAAAAAAAAAAAAGAAAGAAAAGCAAGAGAAACACGCUUUCUCGGAAAAUCCUUUCCUUCAGUGUGGCAACUGGCAAAAUCUUCCGAUUUUGACCAAAACCCCUCCGUCGUCGUCUUCGAGCUCCCAAUUUUCUCACCCAUUUUUAUUUUUCUCCUCGGUAACCAAACAGGAGCCGAAGUCGAGACAUGAGUCAAAAAAGUCAACCUCUCUGUUCUCCAUGGUAAUAAUCCCUUCCCCGGCUUGAACUUUCUUUCUCGCGGAAAUUUCUCGGCUGCCAAACAAAAAGGGGCAACUGGGUAAUGGCUAUUUGUCUCCCCGCCCAAAUGGGUAAAGAAUUUGGAUGGAGAUUGCUGACGGUGGUAGGGGUGACUUUUGCUCUGGCUGUGACAUUCCAAUUCCUCGAACUCCCAUACGGCGUCGUUUUGCCGUCCUCCUCCGCGCCUUCUUCCCCCGACGAGGCGCCAGGGCAAGGAAUUGGUAGCGGUAGUAGUGUUAGUGCCAAUGUUGUUGCUGUAAAUUCCACCACUCUCCAUCCUGCUCUGGAGGAAGUGGCGGACAGCGAUGGGUUUGUCUAUGAAGGAAUCAUGAACAACAACAGGUCUUCCACGGAGUUUGAUUUGUUACAUGAAUGGCUGGUUGAUGCGAAUUCGAGUUCGACAUUGUCUCCUGAGGCUGCUCCUGAUCAGGAAAUUGAUGAUGAUGGUGAUGGUGAUCCAGAAGGGAUUUCUAGUGAUCACUUUGUGUCUGAACGAAUCACGGGGUUGAAGAAUGAUUCUGCAGCUGAAAGCAGCAGCAAUUUGCAAGGGGAAAAUGUCACUGUUGCAGCUGAUCGAGAAGAAGCGAAAGAAGGAACUUCUGUUGUUGCAGCUGUCCCCACAUCACCAAUGGAGGUGGAGCCUAGCAGCAGUGUGAAUCCUGCAGGUUCACCUGUUGGUGAUGUCGUUGCCAUGGCGCCUAGUGUACGUGAAGAAGAAGAAGAAGCAAGUGUAAAGCAGGACAGCAAUGUCACGUCUGACAAAGUACUGCAAGCUGCUGAUGUAACCAAACCUGCAGAGGUUUCUCCCCCUCCUCCUCCUCCACCACCAGCAGCACCAGCAGUUUUUACGAUUUCGGAGAUGAACAAGUUGAUGCUUCAGAGUUUGUCCUCUCCGAAUUCGAUAAGACCGCGAUGGCCUUCACCUGCUGACGGAGAGCUUGUGCGUGCUCGAUCACAGAUCGAGAAUGCGCCCAUUGUGAGAGAUGACCCAAUGCUCUAUGCUCCUCUCUACCAUAACGUCUCCAUGUUCAAGAGGAGUUAUGAACUGAUGGAGAAGAUGCUGAAAGUGUACGUUUACAGGGAAGGAGAAAGGCCUAUAUUCCAUCAGCCGGCACUAAAAGGAAUCUAUGCCUCCGAAGGAUGGUUCAUGAAGUUCUUGGAAACCAGCAAGAAAUUCGUCACGAAAGACCCACGAAAGGCUCACCUGUUCUACCUGCCUUUCGGUUCUCGCAACCUGGAGGAAACCCUCUACGUCCCUGGUUCGCACAGUCACAAGAACCUCAUACAGCACCUCAAAAACUACCUGGACAUGGUUGCUGCAAAACACCCCUUCUGGAACAGAACAGAUGGCGCGGAUCAUUUCCUCGUCGCUUGCCACGAUUGGGCACCAGCUGAAACAAAACAGUACAUGUCGAACUGCAUACGCUCCCUCUGCAAUGCAGACAUCAAGGAAGGAUUCGUCUUCGGCAAGGACACAUCCCUCCCCGAGACCUACGUCCGAAACGCGCAGAAGCCACUACGAGACCUCGGCGGGCAGCCACCAUCGAAGCGAUCGACGCUAGCUUUCUUCGCAGGCAAUAUGCACGGCUAUGUUCGCCCGAUCCUGCUGCAGCAUUGGGAGAACAAGGACCCAGAAAUGAAGAUCUAUGGCAACAUGCCGAGGUCGAAAGGGAACAAGAACUACAUCAACCACAUGAGGAGCAGCAAGUACUGCAUUUGCCCCAAAGGCUACGAGGUGAACAGCCCGCGAGUCGUGGAGGCCAUCUUCCACGACUGCGUCCCUGUGAUCAUCUCGGACAACUUCGUGCCGCCGUUCUUGGAGGUGCUGAACUGGGAGUCGUUCGCCGUGUUCGUGAUGGAGAAGGACAUACCGGAUUUGAAGAGGAUACUGGUCGGGAUCCCGGAGAGGAGGUAUCUGCAGAUGCAGAUGAGGGUGAGGAAGGUCCAGCAGCAUUUCUUGUGGCACCCUAGGCCUGUGAAGUAUGAUGUGUUUCAUAUGGUGCUUCAUUCCAUUUGGUACAACAGAGUGUUCCGGAGUUGACGGGCUGAUAGUCCCCUGACUCCUGUCAUAGGUUAGAUGUUCGUUAUUUUCUUACUACGUUUGAAAAAAAAAUUCAAAAAUAUUCCGACAGAAACAAGAAGAUACAAGAAUAGAAACAAGAUCAAAACAGACAAAAAAAAUAAUGAUGGAUGAUGAUCAACAAGUUGUUGAACCAACGAUGAAUUAGCUUUCUACUCUUUACUAGGAGAAAGUCAUGGACCGAAUCCUCGCUGAAAUGGAAAUGAGUGUAGUGGUCGAUUAUGCCACUAUCACAUUUGCCAUAUCUUUUGCGUAUAUAAUUAGCUUUGCAACAAUUCUUACACAUUUUGUAACAUUUUAGUUGUGAGAAUUAAAAUGAAGAUGUAUAGAUAAA